CCAGCCUAGACACUACAUACGUGAACCCAAAGAGAAGGGUUAGGGUUACCCUAGUCCCGGCUGGGUAAGCGGAUCCGCGAAUAGCCAAUGCCAUAUGCCGAGGUGAAAGGAAGCCGAAGCCACACCACCAGCUGCUGCUGGGUUCACCACCACCAAAACAGGCGGGUCUACUUUCGCGCUGAGAGUCUCCUCGAAUGCUUUAAACCCCAGAGGCCAUUGGGUGUUCCUAGUCAGCAGCUGUAUUGCUCUGCUACCUCCUCAUUCUCAAAUAACCAUCAUCUAAUUUUUCCCAACCACAGCUCCCGAAACCGUUCAUGUACCUUGCUGGACCGCCCCUACCCUACCCACACCACGACACCACGCGACGCUCGGAAGCCAUAACCCCCACGACAACGUCGCACCGCGCGAACUUCCAACCAUGGCAGCAGCUUCAGAAGUAAGAGGAGCAAACAAGAGACGGGUCCGUCGACGCAGACAGGACAAGCCAGCGCUGGCGGCGCGUUUGGUGCUUGAUGACCAUGUCAAGAGUGAUGUGGGCAUUGUGUCGGAGGACUUGUACGCAGAGUUGUUUCCGCAUUUGCAGCAUGCCCACGAAGACGAAGACCACCACCCCCCUCCCCGCCCUUUCGUCCACGUCGCCAUCGCCCCCUGGGCACCAACCGCCACCCCCGAAGCCAUCAACUGGUCAAUCGUCCCCGUCACAAAAUCCUCGGCCCUCGCCCCAAACACCGUCCAGUUUGCCCCCUCCUCCCUCGCCCUCCAGUCCUUCGCCAUCAACCUCAAGCAAGUCGCGCCCUCGCGCCUGUCCAGCCACAGCAGCAGAAGCGGCAUUGAGAUUUUGGUUCUAGACGUCACCGCGAUCGCCCUCGACACCGUGUUCGUCAGCCUAGAAGGGGAACUAGCCAACCGACUGGAGAACGGCGAGGGCACCUUCUUCAGAGACCACCCCCCCUCCAAGGGCAAGGUCACCUCCUCCGCGGGCGGCGCAACCCCCACCCCCGAGGACCGUCUCACGGCUGCGUUGCGCACGGCGCUUGAUACGCUAAAGGUGGUUCACACGGGGGAUAUGUUCCCGCUGCCACUCCCCCCUCACCCCGUCACCCACAUCCCGCCCAACCCCGGCAGGAUUGCACUGUGCGAGCCCGUCGGUCAGGGGAUUCUCGCGCCUAGUACCAAGAUUAUCGUCUCGCGCGGGAGGACUCACUCCAAGCACAACCGCUCGUCCGCUCCACCGAUGCCGAACACCCGGAUCGGUGGCGUGACCGAGGAGGAUGAGGAUACGUCCAAUGAUCAGUUUUACUCGGCAGCUGAGGAGGGCGCUCGCACAGAUGCCCGGGUGGAGGAGGACGGGGACACCGAAACCGAAGUGGAAGAGGCCGAGGACGAAGAGGAAGAUGCAUUGUCAGACGACUCGAUGGACGAGAUGAUCUCCCUCCAGGCUCCCAGCCUGACCUCUGCCAUCACAAGCGGCAUCGGCACGCCCACCACCAUUGGGGGUCGAGGCCGUAAGACCAACGGCAUGAGCAGCGCUGUCUCUGUCUUUUCCAGCUUCACCGCCACAACCGCCCGACCCGACCGUCCCCGCGGUAGGCUGUUCAAAGCGCACGGUCUAGUCCAGCCGGUGCCUCCUGAGGUCCUGCAUCCGAAACCUGCUCCCGAAGAUGAUGAAGAAGCGCGGAUCUACGUCGACGUGAGGGAUCUUCCCCGGAUUGGGUGUUUUUCGGGGGAUUGGGUCAGGGUUGAGGCGGCGCAGGAGCCGCCGUCGAACGGGUUUGGGCAGUUUGGGCUGGGGAGCUUUGUUGACGCCAGCCCUGAUGAAAUCCAGUGGAGACCGGCGAGGGUGUAUGGGUUGCCGGAGGGGUAUUCGUCCAGGCCUGUGGCACGAGUGCCGAGCUCGAAACAGGAGGGGAGGAGGAUGUCGUUUUUCGAGAGCCAGGUUCAGAAGGGGGGGGGCGGGACGGGGCCGGGGGUGUAUGCCUCGCCUAUAUUUCUGGCGAACCUGGAGGGGCCGGCUUAUUUGAGGGUGGCGCCCAUUCAAAGGGGUGGGGGAGGGCGUGCGGGGAUCAAGGGGAAGAAGACAACGCAAGGGGUGGCGGCGGUGCUUCAGCCGCCGGCGGCGAGGGAGGUGAUUUUGCAGCAUGUCAGGACGCCGGUGGCGGUGGAGAGGGAUGUGCAGACUGCCGUGAUGGCGGGGCUGAAGUUUUGGUUUGAGAGGAGGUUGAGGGUGGUGAAGGGGGGGGAUCUAAUUGCUGUGCCGAUUGAUACGCAGCUUGGGAGGACGCUGCAGGAGGGGACGAUGACGGGUGGUGGGGAAGGGGAAAGUGCGGUCGAUGACGUGCUGGGGUUGAUUGCCUCGAGGAGGACAGACCACCACAGCCUCAAGUAUGACGAGGUGGCGUGGUUUAGAGUUGGGCAUGUGUCGGCUGCGAAGCAGGAAGUUGAUGCGGAGACGAUGGGGGAGGAGGAGGAGGAGGAGGAGGAUCCCUGGGGGGGGGUGGCUUGUGUGGAUAUCUCGCUGGCGCAUUUGGAGCAGACGGGGUCGACGACGAGUCGGAUUCCGGGGAUUGCGGGUAGUACUUGGAGGUAUUAUCUUGGGAUUGAUAGGUUGCCCAGACAGCCGUCCUCUCACGCCGGCAGCCCGUUGGUGAUUGCGCCGGAGAGGACGGCGGCUGUCUCCCCUCUGAGGAGGAAACUGAGGGAGUUGAUGGCUGCUGCUACUAGCAAGCCGGCGCUUCAUCUCAAGAUGCCACCCGUGGCUAUCCUUCUUGUCUCUACCCAGCGCGCCAUCGGGAAAGCCUUCACCGCGUCGCAAGCCUGCGCCGAUGUUGGGCUGCACACCUUUGCCGUUGACGCUUACGACAUCGUCAACGACUCCGGCGCUGGCGGGAGCGACGUCAAGACUGCUGGGUUUUUGACAUCGAGGGCGGAAAGAGCGAUGAGCUGCGGCCCGGAUUGCUGCGCGCUGCUGAUUAGGCAUAUUGAAGCUCUGACGGCGGACAGGAUGGUGACCAGCAUCAGGGAGGUGCUCCAAGAUGCGAGGGUGCUGAUCGCCACCACGACCGAGGUGGAGAAGGUGCCUGAUGGGAUUAGGGCGCUGUUUACGCACGAGCUGGAGAUGACUGCGCCCGACGAGGGAGAGAGGGAGGCGAUUCUCAGGACUAUUCUGGACAACCAGGGUGUUGCUCUCGAUCCCGAGGUUGAGCUCGGCGGGAUAGCGCUCAAGACUGCUGCGCUGGUGGCGGGGGAUUUGGUUGAUGUUGUCGAGCGAGCCCUGGUUGCCCAGAAGGCGAGGCUGGAGGCCUUGUCGGCAAAGGCGUCCAAGAACGAGGGCGUGCCUGUCACGGUCCGGGAUGUGAAAGUAGCUGGUGGGCCGGCGGCGCAGGGGCUGACAAAGUCUGACUUUGAGGUUGCGGUCGAGGCGGCACGGAAGAACUUUGCGGAUGCGAUUGGGGCGCCCAAGAUCCCGAAUGUGACUUGGGAUGAUGUGGGCGGGUUGAAUAAUGUGAAGGAGGCGGUGACGGAGACGAUCCAGCUGCCGCUGGAGAGGCCGGAACUGUUCGCCAAGGGGAUGAAGAAGAGGUCUGGCAUCUUGUUUUAUGGUCCGCCUGGAACGGGCAAGACGCUGCUUGCAAAGGCGAUUGCGACGGAGUACAGUUUGAAUUUCUUCAGUGUCAAGGGGCCCGAGCUGUUGAACAUGUAUAUCGGUGAGAGUGAGGCUAAUGUGCGGAGGGUGUUUCAGCGGGCGAGGGACGCGAGGCCGUGUGUGGUUUUCUUUGACGAGUUGGACUCGGUGGCGCCGAAGAGGGGGAACCAGGGAGAUAGCGGUGGUGUGAUGGAUCGGAUUGUCAGUCAGUUGCUGGCGGAGCUGGACGGGAUGAGCGGGGGGGAUGAGGAUGCGGGGGGGGUGUUUGUGGUGGGAGCGACAAACAGGCCGGAUUUGCUGGACCAGGCGCUGUUGCGGCCGGGGAGGUUUGACAAGAUGCUUUACUUGGGGGUGUCGGAUACGCAUGAGAAACAGAUGAAGAUUAUGGAGGCGCUGACGAGGAAAUUCACCCUCCACCCCUCAGUCUCCCUCCGCAACGUCGCCGAGCGGUUGCCGUUCACUUACACCGGCGCCGACUUUUACGCCCUCUGCUCAGACGCCAUGCUCAAGGCUGUUACGAGACAGGCUGCCCUCGUUGAUAAGAAGGUCAAGGCUAUCAACACGGAACGUCAAGCGCAGAAUCAACCUGAGAUCACCACCGCUUACUUCUUUGACCACUUCGCCACGAAAGAAGACGUUGCGGUCAUGGUGACGGAGCAAGACUUCCUUGACGCACACAGUGAGCUUAUUCCCAGCGUCAGUGCUGGGGAGCUGGAGCAUUACGAAAAGGUCAGGGCUACGUUUGAGGGGGUGAAGGACAAGAAGGAGACGACGACGCAGCAGGACCAGCAGCAAAACGGGAGGUUGGCUGUGGGGAAGAGGAGUGCCAGUGAUCGGAGUGUGGUUGUGCAUAGGGGUAAGGGGAAAGGAAAGGGCAAGGCGGUGGCGACGGGGAGUGAGGAGGAUGAGUGUGAUGAUGGGGAGGGGGUGAAUGGUGGUGGGUAUAGGGAUAAGGGGAAGGGGAAGGCGAUUGAUGUUGGUGGUGGGAGUGGUGCGCCGUUUGGGGGGCAGGGGCAGGAUGAUGACGAGGGGUUGUAUGACUGA
Podospora pseudopauciseta is the source of this 4687-nucleotide messenger RNA. It is a transcript of the gene PEX6, whose product is annotated as peroxisomal assembly protein. Bases 419 to 4687 code for a protein of 1422 amino acids. The transcript is spliced from 3 exons. Lineage: Eukaryota; Fungi; Ascomycota; Sordariomycetes; Sordariales; Podosporaceae. Gene Ontology annotation, biological process: protein import into peroxisome matrix. Gene Ontology annotation, cellular component: cytosol; peroxisomal membrane. The record is from RefSeq and is a predicted model, not a curated record. Gene Ontology annotation, molecular function: ATP binding; ATP hydrolysis activity.